AGACCCAGACGAUACGCCGCAUGAUGCGGCGUCUCAUCAGGGUGUGCGCUGUUUGCUUAAAGGAAUGUCUGUAAGAAAUAUUCUAAAUAUAGAAAUAAAUAUACUUGGCAUCACUAAUUUUGGAAAUAAAUUGAUGCAAUUUAGAAGGAUGGGAGAGUCCACUGGAGAUAAAUGGUUUAAUUGUGAAUUGCGGUUGCACUUAAAAAUAGCAGAGUGUACUCGUAUAUUACAAUAGCUGAACAUGUCGCAUGGAAGCGGAAGCGGCCAUUAUACGUUGUCAAGAAGACAGCGUGACGCUUUCGCUUUUAGUGAGACAAGCAGCAGACGACAGCUGAUCCCGACCUACCAGAGCUCACUCGCAAACAUAGAUUUUCGUAUGCGCAGUUGUCAGACGUGCGGGAAGCAGUUUUCGAACGCCGGCGAGCUCACAAAACACGUAGCCUUGAAUCACACAGGUUCGAAACCAAUAUCAUGUAAUGUCUGUGGUAAAAGGUUCGGCAGUUCCCGUCAAAUGAAGUCGCAUUAUCAACAGCAUCGAGAGCCUCGUUUGGAAGAGUUCGGCUAUCUCCGUACACCACGCCAGGCACGUGACCUAGUGUCCGAAACGACCUCCUCAUCGGAGACUACCGUUGGAAGUUUUCACAGAAUUCCGAAAGGCUUAAAAACUUACGUUUCUGAAAAUUCACCGACCGCGAAAGACACAUUCGGAACUGAGCAGUCAUUUCAUCCUUACGUACCCAAUACUCACAAACUAAAACUAUUGCGGGACAUGUAUGAAGAUCCCGACCACCCUAGACUUCAGACCGUGGAUACGAAACUGCCAGAUAUCCGGUCGACAAAUGGAAAAACUGUCGUUACCAACGGAAAAGAAGGCGAAAAAACGAAAUCCAUUCCCGAUGCUGACGUCACACGCGUAAAAUCAAAAUUCAGUUUACCACAACUUGAUGCUGGGAACAUUUCUGUUAUAGAUACAGUAAUGGGUGCAUCUAGAGUAACAGAUACGAGCAAAAAAUCGCAUUUUCUUGAAAAAGCGCAAGAUGAUUUUAUAAAUGCCCGGAUGUCGGAAGUGUCUCUGGCAGGACGAUCUCCAACACCGAAAUCUUUCCGCAGCUUUUCUGGCACUGUAGAGUACCGCAAACCGAAAUAUUUGAUAAAUCGGGAAUUCUGGGAUACCGGAAGUCGUGCAACCGGAAGUGCGAUACGGUAUUCACCAGUGUCAGGGUACGAUCCAUACAAUCGUGGUAAUGGCAGCGUAAAAAGCUGGCAAGGAACACAGGCGCUUUCACACAGACGAUGAAUAAAGACGAUAGUUUUAGACACAAAAAGGGUGGGACUAUUUUAAUUAAAACAGCUCUAAUAUAUCGUUUUGAUUAUUAAUCCAGUAUCGAUAACCAUAAAAACACAUUGAAAUCAGUCAAAAUGUAACGGUGUUAUGCAAUUGUGUAAAGUUUCUGUUCACGCAUCAGCGUCUGACGUAUAGUACAUGACUUAUACAAAUUUGUACUCAACAUUUAUGUGUUUAUUUAGUUUGAAUUUCGCCGAUUUCGACAGUAAUUCAGUAAAAGCACGGCGGUCCGUUGAUCAACUUUCUCUUAACUGGUUUUAACCAGUACAUAGUGUCCAUAUGUAUGCCUUUCACUGACAUAUGUUCUGUUUAAUUAAAUCAGUGGUUUGGGUUCGGAGUGGCCGUAGCGAGGAUUUCAUGGCCAACCAUUACUGAACACACAAGUUAUGUGUCCGGGCAGAGGAUCGAACAUAUGAUUUGAGUCGCGUUCUGAGAAAACCGGGCUUAAUGCAUGUGCGUAAAGUGUCGUCCCAGGUUAGCCUGUGCAGUCCAUACAGUCUAUUCAGGGACGACACUUUCCGCCUUAGUUGGAUUUUUGCUAAGAGACUUCAUUUAAACAAAAAAUGUCAUAAAGCGGAAAGUGUUGUCCCUGAUAAGCUAAUCUGGGACGACACUGCAUGCAAAUUCAUUAAAUCCCUUUUUCAAAGAGCACGGCUCAUUUGUAGUAGAGCGCUCUACCAGGAGCUAGCCUUCCUUACCAAGCGGCAAUAGUGUGUAUUACAUUCACACCGUUUCGAACAAAAACAUAAUUGAAUGCAUUUCACACAAAAAUGAUCAGUAAAAAAAUAAGUUCUGUUCCAUUAGAACUGAUGUCCUUUUAAAAUGCACUGCUUCAAGAAGUGUUGAUAAAACACUCACAACUUUAUCACAUUUUCCUUUUUUUCUUUUAUUACUGCCUGUUAUAAUAGAAACAUACAGUAACUGUUUGAAUAUCUAUGUUUAGUUAUGUUAAUUGUGUUAUGUUAUUAUGUUUGUUAAUGAAUGCACUAAUUCUAAUUGGUAAAGUUAUUAUUUAAAAAAAGAAACAUUGAAAUGCAAAAGCGUUGUAAUUGCAGUAUCCGGUAAAAUACGCUAAAUGCGUGACAAUAAAUACGAAGGAAAGCAUUAUGCUUUUCAUUGCGCGUUUAUAUACAUGGUACCUUUACUUUGCGUUUAUUUAGCAUUAUUACGCCCUGAUCAGCAUAAAACUAAAAUAUUUGCCGUUAUAUUACGCCGUUCAUUUAGCGUUAUUACGAAUGUUGUUGUAUAUUUU
This is a messenger RNA of Dreissena polymorpha, 2597 nucleotides long. RefSeq lists its product as uncharacterized. Bases 242 to 1297 code for a protein of 351 amino acids. The record is from RefSeq and is a predicted model, not a curated record. NCBI's taxonomy places the organism in Eukaryota, Metazoa, Mollusca, Bivalvia, Myida, Dreissenidae. The transcript is spliced from 3 exons.